CGCCAGCGCCGGGGCCAUGGAGCGCUGAGGGCGGAAACCUGAGGGGAGCCUGAGGAGAACCGGAGGAGAACCGGAGGAGAACCGGAGCCGCCGCCGCUGCCGAAGGUUGCCCCUCUGAAGAAAUUCUGUUUACCUGAAGUUUUUUAUCCUGGUCUGCACUUGAAACUUGAUAAUGAAGAAGAGCAGAAGUGUCAUGACAGUGACUGCAGAUGAGAACUCCCUGGAUUACCUGGAAUGUGGGCUCAGCAAAUCCUACAGCACUUCCAGCCACGCCCUGGGCAUCGACCUGUGGCGGGGCCGCCGGUGCUGCUCGGGCAACCUGCAGCUGCCCCCGCUGGCCCAGCGGCAGACAGAGCGGGCCAGGACGCCUGACAGGGACAUCAGGACACCUGAGAGGGACGUGGUGUGCAGACCCACCACCCUGCCCCUGCUGCCACCGCCCAGCAUCGCCAUCACCACCUACCACGACUGGUAA
Messenger RNA from Onychostruthus taczanowskii (white-rumped snowfinch), 475 nucleotides. Its product is annotated as cAMP-specific 3',5'-cyclic phosphodiesterase 4B-like. Lineage: Eukaryota; Metazoa; Chordata; Aves; Passeriformes; Passeridae. The record is from RefSeq and is a predicted model, not a curated record. The transcript is spliced from 3 exons. Bases 173 to 475 code for a protein of 100 amino acids.